AUGGCCGCAAACAAUAGUUUCAUCUCUACUGUAGCCACGGGAUUGCUUCUUAGCUUCCUCAUUGCAGAUGUGGAAUCCAUUGGUGUGUGCUAUGGAAGAGUGGGGAACAAUCUCCCUCCACCUAAUGAAGUCAUCGACCUUUACAAAUCAAAUAAUAUAGGAGGGAUUCGACUCUACGAUUACAAUCCAGAUGUUUUCCAAGCCCUCAGAGGCACAAACAUUGUCGUCACCGUCGACAUCCCCAAUCCCUCGGCUUUCUCGUCUGAUCCCUCUGUCGCUUAUUCAUGGGUUCAGAACUACAUCCAAGCCUUCCCAGAUGUUAACUUCCGUUACAUAGCCGUUGGUAACGAGCUCAUCCCAGGCCCUCUUGCGCAGACCAUUCUCCCUGCAAUGCAGAAUCUACAUAACGCUUUGCAGUCCGCCGGACUUCAUGAUCGGAUUAAAGUCUCAACGUCAAUUUCCACCGAUGUCUUCGGAAACUCCUAUCCUCCAUCUGCUGGUGUAUUUUCCUCAGACGCGCUCGCCACUCUUCAACCAAUUAUCAGUUUCCUCGCUGCAAAUGGCGCCCCACUCCUCGUCAAUGUAUACCCAUACUUCAGCCACAUUGGCGACCCAAAUCAUGUCUCCCUCGACUAUGCGCUCUUUAAUUCACCCAACACAGUUGUCUAUGACGGACAACUGCAAUAUUGGAAUUUGUUUGAUGCAAUCAUUGAUGCUCUCUACUCGGCGCUUGAGAAGGUGGGUGGUGGCGGUGUCACCAUAGUGGUGUCUGAGAGUGGCUGGCCAUCGGAAGGCGGGCAUUCGGCCACGCAACAGAAUGCACAGACCUAUAUCUCCAAACUUAUACAGCAUGUUGGGCAGGGAACGCCCAAGAGACCUGGGAAUUACAUUGAGACAUAUUUAUUUGCCAUGUUUGAUGAGGACCUCAAACAACCACAAGGGACUGAGAAUCAUUAUGGCCUCUUCAAUCCUGGCAAAGAACCCAAAUAUUCUCUCAGCUUUUAAUUACUAUAUUUGGGGCACAGUGAUGAAUCAAUCCUUAA
Molecule: messenger RNA, 1043 nt
Organism: Phalaenopsis equestris
Lineage: Eukaryota; Viridiplantae; Streptophyta; Magnoliopsida; Asparagales; Orchidaceae
Product: glucan endo-1,3-beta-glucosidase-like
Exons: 2
Coding region: 1-1005 (334 amino acids)
Biological process (GO): carbohydrate metabolic process
Cellular component (GO): plasma membrane
Molecular function (GO): hydrolase activity, hydrolyzing O-glycosyl compounds
Source: RefSeq, a predicted model, not a curated record